Messenger RNA from Sander lucioperca (pikeperch), 1314 nucleotides. RefSeq lists its product as uncharacterized. Bases 696 to 1313 code for a protein of 205 amino acids. The transcript is spliced from 14 exons. The record is from RefSeq and is a predicted model, not a curated record. NCBI's taxonomy places the organism in Eukaryota, Metazoa, Chordata, Actinopteri, Perciformes, Percidae.
CUUACCUCACUGUGGUUUCCUGUUUGUAGGUGGGAGGAUGUUCGAGACGGUUGCAGCAGCGUGCAGCUUUCUAACGCCCGGCGAGGCUCUGAGCUGUCACAGUUCCAUCUCCUGAUUGGGUCGAGGUGUCGGUGUGAAACCUGUGUGUGUGUGUGUGUGUGUGUGUGUGUGUGUGUGUGUGUGUGUGUGUGUGUGUGUGUGUGUUGCUGUUCUGAGCUGCAGGGCCUCGUCUCUCCAGUUUCCAGUUUGCAGUUUGCAGUUGUGAGCGUCUGAAAGAGGGCAGUUUGAUCAGCCCACACACACCUCGCUCUCUGCAGAGCGGAGAGGUUUGAUGCCAGUUAGUCACCUUGUCGGACGUCUCUUUGGACAAACUAUCCUGAGCUGAUGGUCGAUCGCCAUCUUGCACGGAGGAAAUCAACAUCACAGGAUCUGUGGAGGGAACUGAAGCGAUCUGACUGCAGCGACAGACGGAGGAGGAGAGACGUUGACAGAGAGGGAGGGAGGAAAAGCUGAAGUAGGUCUCCAGAUCUGAGCCCAGAAGCCUUCAGACAUGGCGGAUGUCAUACAGUAGUCGCCUCAUGUGGACCAGAUACUGCAGGGGGACACGAGACCAGCAGCAGGCCCCGAAACUUCACCCGUCCUCCAUCAUACCACCAACCCUCCAACCGCCGUCUGUCCUCAGCUCCAGGUGAAACAUGGCCACCUCCUGGCUGAUCUGGGUUAUGGUGGUCGCCAUCUUCGUCUCCAUGGUGCUCCUGGCUGUUGUGUGUCUGCGCUGCCGGAACAAAGGCCCUCUGGUCUCCAUCAGGCAGACUUCAGAGGACUACAUACCAUCAACUCAGUUCAGAGUCAUCCAUCCAUUUGCAGCUCAGACGAACACCGACCUGUCCUCCAACCUGCUGUCACCUUUCUCGUCUUCUGCUCAUCUAGGAACUCAGCGGAGAUUCCCGUCCGUCACCCCGACAGAAACUGAAAGUAAUCCAAGUUAUGAAAAUCCACCAGACGGUCCUGACUACAUAAAUGCAGAGAGCGAUGCAGACGACCCCGGCUACAUAAUCGUGUUGCCCGAAGGUGAGACUCCUCUGACCAAUCAGAGCCGAGCCUCAACACCCAGUUCAGAUGUUCUACAUGAUUAUGAAAACGUCCCAGAGAAGAGCGAGGACAGAGACUAUCUGAAUGUGGAGCCGCUGCACUUUCAACGAUCGACACCAGAUCUGUCGGCUCGAAGCGACAGCGAUGAUGACGAUGAUGAUGAUGAUGAUGAUGAUGAAGGGAACUACGUUAACGUGCAUGAUGGGACUAUGACUGACUGAC